Messenger RNA from Dibothriocephalus latus, 504 nucleotides. The record is from the annotation of a GenBank genome assembly. NCBI's taxonomy places the organism in Eukaryota, Metazoa, Platyhelminthes, Cestoda, Diphyllobothriidea, Diphyllobothriidae.
GCAGAGAAGCAAGCAGAAGUGGCAGCUAUCGAAUGGCGAGCUCGCCUGGCCGCAAAGGAGAACGAGCAAGCCAUCAGUGCUAUCGAGGAUGCUACCAAAAAGGCACGUGCAAAAGCCGAAGCCGACGCAGAGUUCUAUCGGGCAGCCCGUCGUGCCGAGGCCGACCAGCUACGCCUGACUCCCACUUAUCUAGAGCUGGAAAAGUAUCGAGCGUUAGCUCAAAAUUCUAAAAUCUACUUUACGACGCUGGCUCGUGACCCUCUACUGGUCAAGAGUGGCAGUGCCGAUCAGGAAUCGUCAGAAGGGUCGUCUUCCUCACUCUUAUCCGGCCUCAACACCUCGGACCUCCUUAACACAGUGAUGGAGACCGCCUCUUCUGUGGGCAACAGUGACGUGCUGAAGGGUCUUUUGACCGAAGUGCUAACGACCCUGGCUGGAAAUUCGGACACGAGAAAUGAAUCUAAUCAGGCAGAAUCAGCAGACAAUGAUUUGGAUGAGCCGUGA